AUGCUGCCCCUGCUCGCCGCGCUGCUGGCCGCCGCCUGCCCUCUGCCUCCCGCCUGCGGCGGGGCCGCGGACGCGCCGGGCCUCUUCGGGGCGUCCACCAACGCCUCUGUUAACGGGUCGUCCCCGGGCGAGCCCGCCGCCCCGCGGCUGCUGGCCUCGGCGGCCCCGGGGCCCCCGGAUCCCCCAGGCCCGGAGGAGGCGGCGGCGGCGCCUUGCAACAUCAGUGUGCAGCGGCAGAUGCUGAGCUCGCUGCUGGUACGCUGGGGUCGCCCGCGGGGCUUCCAGUGCGACCUGCUGCUCUUCUCCACCAACGCGCACGGCCGCGCCUUCUUCCUGCCCGCCUACCCCGCGGCCGAGCCCCCUGGUCCUCUGUGGCUGCAGGGUGAGCCGCUCCAUUUCUGCUGCCUGGACUUCAGCCUGGAGGAGCUGCAGGGCGAGCCAGGCUGGCGGCUGAAUCGCAAGCCCAUCGAGUCCACGCUGGUGGCCUGCUUCAUGACCCUGGUCAUCGUCGUAUGGAGCGUGGCCGCCCUCAUCUGGCCGGUGCCCAUCAUCGCCGGUUUCCUGCCCAACGGCAUGGAGCAGCGUCGGACCACCGCCAGCGCUUCCGCGACCGCCCCCGCCGCAGUGCCUGCGGGGACCACCGCGGCAGCCGCCGCCGCCGCUGCUGCUGCUGCCGCCGCCGCGGCUGUCACCUCGGGGGCGGCGACUAAGUGACCCGCUCCGCUCCACCCUGCGUCCGUCCUGUGUUCGCGCUCUUGGGUGCCUUUCCCGCCAGGAGACCCGGCCGGUGUGCUUCGUGCUGUGGUGACCGCUAGUUCCUCCGGGGAGGGGACCGCCAGAGAGGCCCUAGAGUGUUGGAAAAGCAAGGUUUGUGCUGCCCUUCUUGCCCCGAAAAAGCUAGAUGUGAGUGAGCCCUAAGACUGAACGAUGAGAUCCGCAGCUUUGAAGAGAGAGAGGUGGGAAAUGGGGCCCUUUCCCCUCCAUUGCAUCCCCCUUUCCUGCACCCACGUGCCCUAUAGUCAUGGCAGAAAAUGACCAAAUCCUGUGUAUUUGUUUUAUAUAUUUAAUACCUAUUUUAAAUGAAAGUUUUAGUAAAACAAACAAACAAACAAAAAGAUCAGAUUACUAUUGCUGUAGUAAGAGAAGUCCUUUGUAUCCGAACAUAGCUGUAUUUGAAGUUUGUUGUUUUUUAAUUUAUUUAAAAGGGGGGUGGUGGGGCAUGGGCAGGAUUUAACACUGGUAUAUUAUUAUUGCUGAAAAUGAACUUUAUGAACCUUUUCUCCAAGAUGAUCUACCCAGUGACGUGGCCUGGUAGGCGUCUCUUCUUGUACUUCUGUGUUUUUUUUGGCUUUUAAUACAGACAUUUUCCUCCA
Molecule: messenger RNA, 1373 nt
Organism: Orycteropus afer afer
Lineage: Eukaryota; Metazoa; Chordata; Mammalia; Tubulidentata; Orycteropodidae
Source: RefSeq, a predicted model, not a curated record